Eimeria necatrix is the source of this 645-nucleotide messenger RNA. RefSeq lists its product as hypothetical. The transcript has 5 exons. Gene Ontology annotation, molecular function: nuclear import signal receptor activity. Gene Ontology annotation, cellular component: nucleus; cytosol. Bases 1 to 645 code for a protein of 214 amino acids. Gene Ontology annotation, biological process: protein import into nucleus. The record is from RefSeq and is a predicted model, not a curated record. Lineage: Eukaryota; Apicomplexa; Conoidasida; Eucoccidiorida; Eimeriidae.
AUGAGCGUGAAUCCGAUAGGGGUGAUAGUGCCUGGGAACGCCUGCGCGUUCCCGCAGCAGCUGCAGGGAGACGCAAAGUGGCUGCUGGACUUAAAGCCUGCAGCAGCAGAUGUCGUUUGCUUCUUGACGCAGCAAAACCAGCUGCCCCCAGACACAGGCAUUGGCAUUUACUUCGCGCUGCCCCCCUUCGCAGACUGGGAGGUCAGCAGCAGCAGCAGCAGCAGCAGCAGCAGCAGCAGCAGCGGUAGCAGCAGCAGCAGCGGUAGCAGUAGCAGCAGCAGCAGCGGUAGCAGUAGCAGCAGCAGCAAUCUGCUGCUGCACUUUUGCCUUUCUGCGCUGCAGUUCUUGGGAGUGUUGACGAACAACAGGCCGAGCACUCUGCUGAAUCUGCUGCCCGAGGCUCAGCAGGUGGACGGGGUGCGGCUUGGCUUUUUGCUGGAAUCUGCGGAAAGCUUGACAGUGAAACUCGAAACGAAACCGAUCGUUGACGCAAAAAAAGAAUAUGCGCGAAAAGUGGCAUUGAAUUUGUACCGCUACUUAGAAUCGUUUCAAGGAGGCGGAAAUCAGGCACUGCUGGACCGCUGGUUCGAACGAUUCGAAGCCAAGUACCGCAUGGACCCGAACUUUGUGAUGAAGAGCGAGUGA